ACCAGGUGGGUGCAGGAAAUUCAGGUGAUGCGGGCGUUCGGGAUGAUGCGUGUAUGCUGCUGCUCAUAGAUAGAUUUAAAGGUGAUCUGCCCGAAGAGCGCCACAUGAAAGUGGACAAUAAAAAUUUUUAUUUCGAUAUUGGACAAAAUAAUCGCGGGGUUUACAUGCGCAUUAGUGAGGUGAAAAGCAAUUUUCGUACUGCUAUUACUGUGCCAGAAAAAUGUUGGCUACGCUUUCGUGACAUUUUUAAUGACUAUUGCGACAAAAUGAAGAAAUCGUCCGACACAUCGUCUAUCACUGCCGAUAAUAAUAUUCAAAUCCCUGCAAACAGUCUAAAAUAAAAAUGGCGG
Messenger RNA from Rhagoletis zephyria (snowberry fruit fly), 350 nucleotides. RefSeq names its product transcriptional activator protein Pur-alpha-like. Gene Ontology annotation, biological process: regulation of transcription by RNA polymerase II. Lineage: Eukaryota; Metazoa; Arthropoda; Insecta; Diptera; Tephritidae. Gene Ontology annotation, molecular function: RNA polymerase II transcription regulatory region sequence-specific DNA binding; DNA-binding transcription factor activity, RNA polymerase II-specific; purine-rich negative regulatory element binding. Gene Ontology annotation, cellular component: nucleus. The record is from RefSeq and is a predicted model, not a curated record.